AUGAGCAAAUUUAUUAUUCUUGCCCUAAUUUUCGGAGUUUUUUUCUCUCAAGCUCUCCAAGAGAAGAAUUUGAAAGUAUACACUUUUGAGUAGUAUGUAAAAGAAUUCAAUAAAAAUUAUGGAUUCAAUUCUGAAGAUUAUUAAUUGAGAAAAUCUAUCUUUGAAAGAAACUUAGCUGAAAUCAUUGAUUUUAAUAAUGACCCUAACCACUCCUAUAAAAAGGGUGUCAACUAAUUUACGGAUUAAACUUAAAACGAGCUUAAGGAGAAGACUUUAGGCUACAGUAAAAAUAUGAACAAAAUUAGACCUUUCCGUAAUCUUUCUGUCAAACCUAUCGAAAUUACAGAAUAGUAAUUAAAGGAUUUACCUACUCAUGUUGAUUGGAGAGAAAAAGGAGUUACUACCCCAGUUAAAGACUAAGGUCAUUGUGGUUCUUGUUGGGCUUAAGCUUCUGCUGCUACAAUUGAAGCUCAUGCUGCAAUUAACUCUGGAUAAUUAAAAAUUUUAUCUACCUAAUAGCUUGUAAGUUGCGUUCCUAACCCUUACUAGUGUGGUGGUACUGGUGGUUGCUAAGGUGCUAUUUCAGAAUUAGCUUUUACCUAUGUCUAAUUGUAUGGUUUGACUUCUGAAUUCAAAUAUCCUUAUCAAAGCUACUUUUCAGGUAAUACAGGAAACUGCACAUAUGAUUAAUCAAUAACUACUCCCGAAGUUAGUUUAGAUGGAUAUGUAAAAUUGCAAGCUAAUGACUACAAUGCUUUGUUAUAUGCUGUAGCCACAAUUGGUCCUUUGGCAGUUGCAGUAGAUGGUGCUAAAUGGCAUAGUUAUUAAUCUGGUAUUUACAAUGGAUGCGAUUACUCUUAAAACAUAGAUGUCAACCAUGUUGUUGUUUUAGAAGGUUAUGGAACUGAUCCUGAAUUAGGUGAUUAUUGGUUAAUUAGAAACUCAUGGGGAACCUCCUUUGGAGAAAAUGGUUAUAUCAGACUUGCUAGAGAAUCAAAGGUAACUUGUGGUACUGACUACAGUCCUUUAGAUGGAUAAGCUUGCUCUGGAUAAAAUAUUCCAACUAAAGUAUGUGGACAAUGCGGUGUUGCUUAUGAUUCUGCUUAUCCCGUAAAUGUUUAAGUUAUUGGUUGA
Molecule: messenger RNA, 1134 nt
Organism: Tetrahymena thermophila SB210
Lineage: Eukaryota; Ciliophora; Oligohymenophorea; Hymenostomatida; Tetrahymenidae
Product: papain family cysteine protease
Exons: 2
Cellular component (GO): lysosome
Molecular function (GO): cysteine-type endopeptidase activity
Source: RefSeq, a predicted model, not a curated record